CAACAAGCCCCGCCCCGCGUGCGCGCGCCCGGCGCCGGAAGCGGGAAAGGCCGCGGGGAGGCGGAAGCGCGCGCGGGGCCGCGGCCUGAAGAUGGCGGCGAAAACACAGGGCGGGAUCCGCCUGAGCGCGCUGUGCCCAAAGUUCUUGCACACCAACUCCACCAGUCACACCUGGCCCUUCAGUGCAAUUGCAGAACUCAUAGACAAUGCCUAUGAUCCAGAUGUGAGUGCCAAACAGAUCUGGAUCGACAAGACCGUCAUCAACGACAACAUCUGCCUGACCUUCACCGACAACGGCAACGGCAUGAACUCCGAGAAGCUGCACAAAAUGCUCAGCUUCGGUUUCAGCGAGAAGUCGGUGAUGAACGGCCGCGUUCCCGUGGGGCUCUACGGCAACGGCUUCAAGUCGGGCUCCAUGCGCCUGGGCAAGGAUGCCAUCGUCUUCACCAAGAACGGCGACACCAUGAGCGUGGGGCUGCUGUCCCAGACCUUCCUGGAGGUCACCAAGGCAGAGCACGUCAUGGUUCCCAUCGUCACCUUCACCAACCAGCGGCAGAUCAGUGACCCAGCCGAGUCCAGGAACAGCCUCAAGGCCAUCCUGACCCACUCCUUGUUCUCCACUGAGGAGAAGUUGCUGGCAGAGCUGGAUGCCAUCAUCGGGAAAAAAGGCACCAGGAUCAUCAUCUGGAACCUCAGGAAAGAUAAAAAUGACAAACCAGAAUUUGACUUUGACAAGGAUAAAUAUGACAUCAGAAUUCCAGAAGAUUUGGAUGAAACAGGCAAGAGAGGCUACAAAAAACAGGAGAGGCUGGACCAGAUUGUUCCAGAAAGUGAUUACUCCCUAAGAGCUUACUGCAGUAUUUUGUACCUGAAACCAACCAUGCAGAUCAUCCUGAGAGGGCAGAAGGUGAAAACACAGCUGGUUUCCAAAAGUUUGGCCUUCAUCGAGAGGGAUAUUUACAGACCCAAAUUUCUCAAUGCCAAAACAGUCAGAAUUACUUUUGGAUUUAACUGCAGGAACAAAGAUCAUUAUGGAAUAAUGAUGUACCACAAAAACAGACUCAUCAAAGCUUAUGAAAGAGUUGGCUGUCAGUUAAAGGCAAACAACAUGGGUGUGGGUGUUGUUGGGAUUAUUGAAUGCAACUUCCUAAAACCAACUCACAACAAACAAGAUUUUGACUACACCAAUGAAUACAGACUCACGAUAGCAGCACUGGGAGAAAAGCUCAACGAUUACUGGAAUGAGAUGAAAACCAAGAAAAACGAGGAAUAUCCCUUAGCUCUGCCUGUCGAGGAGAUCCAGAAACAGCCAGACCAGACGUGGGUGCAGUGUGACGCCUGCCUCAAGUGGCGGAAGCUCCCGGAUGGAAUCGAGCACUUGCCGGAGAAGUGGUACUGCUCCCUCAACCCUGACCCCCAGUUCAGGAACUGUAACGUGCCAGAAGAACCAGAGGAUGACGAUUUAAUACACCCCACGUACGAGAAAACCUACAAGAAAAAGGACAGGGAAAAACUGAAGAGGAGACUGGAGUACAGCCACCAGAUCAAUAAUGAAAUAUUUUUAAAAACAUCUGUUUCUUCAAGUAAAGACUUCAAAACAUUCUCAUCUCCAAAUGCAAAGGAAGCUCUUCCAAGGUUACUUAUACCAAAAUCAUCAGAUGCUUCUGUUAGAAGAUCUCUGCCUAUUUUAAUUAAAGUAUCUUCCCCUCAUUUGGAUGCUGAUAGCAGUCUCAAAAGGAGGACGCAGAGCUGUGCGACACCAGUGUCCCUGAAGACACCUCGGCUCAGUGACAAAACAUUCAGCAACCACGAGGAGGAGGAUGAUGAUGAAGAUGUCAUCAUUUUAGAGGAGAGCAGCACUCCAAAGCCUUCAGCAGAUCCUGAUGUUCCUGUGGUAAAAACAGAAUGUAUCAAUUUGGAUCAGGAGGAGAAGCAGAAGGAAAACUCUCCCGUGGGGGAACCUUGCAGUGCAACCACUUCAGAGGCAAGAAGUGAACAGCUGAGCUCAGCAACACAGACAGAGCUCCCAAAGCUGGUGGUGAAAAAGGAGGAGGUGGAAGACAUCCCAGUGCAGAUUCCUGGGGCAGAGAUGGAAAAGGAACAGCACAAGGUCAAUGGUGUUCCUGAGACGUCUGCAGAGAUGGAAAAUGAACUGAAAAAUCAGCUGCAAUCAUUGACCAGAGAAAAGGAAAUGUACCAAAGCAAAUGUGAAGCGUUAACCAAACAGGUGGAAACACUGGAGCAGCAGCUUUUGGAGAUGAAUAAUAAAUAUGUGAAAAAGGAGAUGUGCCAUCAGGCAACGGAGACAGUUCCCUCCUGUGCAGAAGGGAGUGCUGAUGGGAGGAGCUUGGCAGAGGUGACAGCUCUCUAUGAGCAGGCCCUGGGGGAGAUAGCAACGCUCAAGGAGCAGUGCAGCACCCUGCAGAACCUAAAGACUGAGUGCAGCAAAUGUGCUGAUGGAGAGAGCAAGAGUGAGGUGGACGAGAUGGCAGUGCAGCUGGAUGAUGUUUUCAGGCAGCUGGACAGGUGCACCACUGAGAGAGACAGCUACAAAAGCCAGAUUGAAGUCCUGGAAGUGGAGAAGAAUCAAAUGGCCUGUCAGUGUGAGGAGCUCAAGGCAGAGCUGGCUCAGUUAAAAGCUUCAAUCCCACAGGCUGUAGCACGUGCAAAUGAUUCUACCACCAGUAAUGUAGAAGACUCUGUAAAUUUUUCUGAUGGAGAAAGUGAUGUUUGUGAUUUAUGAUUUGUGUGAGCAGGAUUGGUCACAACAGAAUAGCAAAUGGAUACUUCUGAAAAUAUCCAAAAUGUUGUAUAAUUUCUAAACACAACUUGCAAACCAAGGAGAGAAAAGGGAGGCAGGAAACAGGAGGAUGAUCAUUAUUUUCUGCUGUGUAAUGAACUUCACUUUGAGAGUCUGUUUUUCUCUCUUGAAUCAACUGAAGAGUCUGGAUUUGAAACUUUCCUGUAAGAACUCCUUGCUGCAGGCAAAUCCUGUGGAAUCAGGGUCUGGGGUGUGUCUUGGAAUUAAACAAGGGUUGAAAUUUCCAGCUGGAGAGCUUGGAGCUCUUGGGAAGUGGGAAUAGCACACACACAAAAAAGCCAGAGCAGGUGGAAGCAGAGUGAGCUGAGGUCCCUGCUGGGGGGAGCAUCAGCUCUGAUAAAAGGGGAGUCAAUUAAGGGAUCAAUUCAGCAAAUUGAUCCCUGGGACCAGACGAGAGGCAUUUCAGAGGGAGCUUUAGGGCCUUGCAGUAUCUCCAGCAGUUAACAUUCCUGGAACAAGGCAGUUCUUAUGCUCAUAUUUAGGACAGCCAGAGCUCCAUCCUUGUACUGCAGCCUCAAUUCCAGGGAAAGCAUGGAAUAAAUCUACCUGGAAGCCACCUGCAGCCCCACGUGAGUCAAAAAGGGAGUAAGGACAACCAGCAUGGGGUGACUGAGGGCAAACUGGGGAUCAGCAGCAAGACCAAGAAUGGAAAAGGCUUUUGCACCUCAAGUCCUGUGUCCAGUUCUGUGCCACUAAAAGGACAUUGAGGGGCUGGAGCCUGGCCAGUGAGGGGCUGGAAAACAUCCUGGGAGAAGCAGCUGAGGGAGCUGGGAAGGGGCUGAGCCUGGAGAAAAGGGGGCUUGGGGGGACCUCACUGCUCUGCACAACUCCUGACAGGAGGGGCAGUGAGGGGGGUUGGGCUCUGCUGCCCUGUCCCAAGGAAAAAGAGGAGAGGAAAUGGCCUCAAAUGGCACCAGGGCAGGCUCAGAUUGGAGAUUGGGAAAGAGAAUGUCCCUGGCAGAGUGGUCAGGCCUUGGGCUGAGCUGCCCAGGGAGGUUUGGAGUCACUGUCUGUGGGAAUGUUCAGGAGCAGCCCUGGGGAUGUCAUUUUGGGGUGAUUGUUGGACUGAAUAACCCCAAAGUUCUUUUCCAGCCCUGGGGAUCCUGGGAUUCACGGCCUGGGUGACAGAGACAAAUGAACUCAAUAAAUUCCUGGUGCCAUCAAACUGGCAGGAGCUCAGUAGGGCAGAGCUGCUGCUGAGGGACUUUGACCAAUUGGACAAAUGAGCUGGAAAAAAUCCCCUGAAAAUUCCACAGGGGCACCUGUGAAUUGAUGCAGGAGCAGCAGCUGGAGGAAGUCCCCGUGGUGCUGGGGGUGGCAGUGCAGCGUGAGCCAGCAGGGCACUCUGCUGGUGGCACCACCCGGCUCCUGCUGGGCUGGGCUGGGCUGGGCUGGGCCAGUGACUCCUCCCUGGGGCCCGGCAUUGAGAGCCCAACCAGGGAGUGCUGGAUGCACCUCUGGACACCCUGGCAGAGUGGAGAAUAACCUGGAUAAUUUCCAGAGAUUCCUUUCAGUCUUAAAAAAGAAAUUGACCCGCAUAAAAAAUUAUCUGUCAGCAUUUAAUUUCAUUUCUCCUUAUAGCUCUGAUGUGUGUUUAUAAAAAGAAUUAGCAAAUAAGUGCAGGACUUGGAAGUAAGUUCCCCCACAAGCUGAUGGAGAUGUGGCAGCACUGGGAGAACUGGAUAAAGGAGCUGAGCGUAGAAGGAAAUGGGCCACAGAAGGGAUGGCUCAUGGCAAAACAA
This is a messenger RNA of Haemorhous mexicanus (house finch), 4563 nucleotides long. RefSeq names its product MORC family CW-type zinc finger 3 (gene MORC3). Lineage: Eukaryota; Metazoa; Chordata; Aves; Passeriformes; Fringillidae. The record is from RefSeq and is a predicted model, not a curated record. The coding region runs from base 92 to 2743 and encodes 883 amino acids. Gene Ontology annotation, cellular component: nucleus; PML body. Gene Ontology annotation, molecular function: zinc ion binding; ATP hydrolysis activity. The transcript has 17 exons.